This is a messenger RNA of Melampsora larici-populina 98AG31, 558 nucleotides long. RefSeq lists its product as uncharacterized. Lineage: Eukaryota; Fungi; Basidiomycota; Pucciniomycetes; Pucciniales; Melampsoraceae. The transcript has a single exon. The record is from RefSeq and is a predicted model, not a curated record. The coding region runs from base 1 to 558 and encodes 185 amino acids.
AUGAUGAAUGAGUUCAACAAGAAUUCAAAGAAGCUAUUCGACACUACCAUUCAGGAUUACAUUCAAGCUGAUCAUCAUCAUCACCAAGGAGACUCUCAACUUGAACUUCAAUUCGAACUCGAUCAAGAACUUUCAUCAAAUCAAUCAAUCGAUGAAGACUAUCAAAUCAACCUGAUCCAAUCCAAUCAGCACUUGUUAUCUCAACUGAAACAUCAAACAUUCGAUUCUGAUUUGAUAUCACCCAAUGAGUUUAUGGAUUGGUUAAAAAUCACCAUCUCACCAUAUCAAUCUCAACAACAAGAACCUUUAAAUCUCAAUGAAAUCAUAAAGAUCAUUCAAUCAGAUCAAUCUCAAGAUUUGAAAUCAAAUCAAUUAUUAGAUUUAUUAGGAUUUCAUUAUUUAUCUCUCAUCGAACCUAUCAUCUCAAAUCAAUCAUUAAUCAAAGAACAAGAUUCAUCAUCUCAUCGAAUCAAUCAUCAUCAAAACAACAAUCAAAACAACCAUUAUCAUAAUCACAACCAUAGAAUCAAAACGAGCUGGAACAGAAGAUACCUUUGA